GUUCCACUUCCUUUUUAAUUUAAAAAUUAGGGAGGAAAACGUUCCAUCGAUUUAGGUUUAAAGAAACUCCUAAUCUCACCUGGAAUUUGCAAUUCUCGAACAGUUUGGCUUCCUCGAGUUCAGAGUUUCGCAGCUAUGACUGAGUAUUGGGUGAGUCAGGGGAAUAAAUGGUGCGAUGUCUGCAAAAUUUUCAUAUCGAAUAACCCGUCAAGUAUUCGAAACCAUGAGCUCGGCACACGGCACAAAGAAAAUGUUGCUCAGAGGCUUACCACUAUGCGAAAAGAGAGUGCAGCCAAAGAUAAGGAACAAAAGGAUGCCGUUCGUGCUCUUGAACAGAUUGAAGCUAAAGCUAAGCGGAGUUAUCAGAAGGAUGUUGCUGGUUUUCAGGCGAGGGACUCUAGCGCCCACGAAUUGGAUGGUCAAGAAGACUGGGAGUAUGACAGUAGUUCAGGUUAUUACUACAAUAAAAACAACGGUUUAUGCUAUGAUCCAAAGUCGGGAUUUUACUAUUCUGAAUCUAUAGGCAGGUGGGUGACUCAGGAAGAGGCAUAUGCCAAGGUUCAAGGUUCUUCAAAUACCAAAUCAGGCGGUCCUAUUUUUAAAAAUCCAUUUUCUACUCCAGGGGCAGGAGCAGCUGCAGGUAGCAAAAAUGUUGCUAAAAGUCGAAAUAAUAUUGCACCCGGGCCUGUCCUUUCAGCUACUUUAAACCCCAUGAGAUCUGUCAAAGGUGCUCAAUCCUCACUUUCUGUUAAGAGAAAAAGACAAGAUGAGAAGAAACCGAAGGCCGUAUCUAAAGAAGAGGCAGCUGCACUCAAAGCAAGGGAAGCUGCGAAGAAGAGAGUUGAAGAGAGAGAGAAACCGUUGCUCGGGUUGUAUAAAGGAUCUCGUUGACACGGAAUAACUCGAGCAAGCACUCUGGCUGUUCUUUAUUCAAGGGGGUAUGCUUCAGCAUGCUACUAAACUUUCUUUUAUCUUCUCUUGGUUCAGGGAGCGGGGCAACUUGAAUUGCAUUUCGUUGCAGAUACCGAGAACAUGUUAAAGCAGGUUAGGAUAUUUUACAUGACUUGAAUGUUGCAUUGCCGUUAGAGAAUGAACCGAAAUGGUAGUCCUCAAUACAUUCCUGUUGUAAAAUACUGAACUUGUGUUGUGUGCUAACUAAAAGUCUUAGUAUUUGGGAUCCUUUGUGUUGAGAGUUUUAUAAAAAUUUUCUGUUAAUU
Molecule: messenger RNA, 1217 nt
Organism: Hibiscus syriacus
Lineage: Eukaryota; Viridiplantae; Streptophyta; Magnoliopsida; Malvales; Malvaceae
Product: zinc finger protein ZOP1-like
Exons: 6
Coding region: 136-891 (251 amino acids)
Biological process (GO): mRNA splicing, via spliceosome
Cellular component (GO): precatalytic spliceosome; nucleus
Molecular function (GO): zinc ion binding; RNA binding
Source: RefSeq, a predicted model, not a curated record